CUCGCCUCCCAACUCGCAGUCACUCUUCGAUCCUACACUCCCGCCCAGAUGUGCAUCCCCGAGACCGACGUUGCCCUCCUCGAGUACGUCCGCCGCUACCUCCUCGACGACCCCGACGAGCUCAGCUCUUCUGCGGCCAGCUUACCUCGCUUGCCGACCUGCCACCGGAGCUCCAGAUUCGACGAUCAGCGGAACGACGGAUGGACGCCCUCGUCUGUGGAGCCCUUACCGGCGGAGGAGAGGCAUUACCGGGGAGUGAGGCGGCGGCCCUGGGGGAAGUUCGCGGCGGAGAUACGCGACCCGGCCAAGAACGGGGCCAGGGUGUGGCUGGGGACGUUCGACACCGCGGUGGACGCCGCUCUCGCCUACGACCGCGCCGCCUACCGGAUGCGCGGCUCCCGCGCUCUGCUCAAUUUCCCGUUACAGAUCGGGUCGGAGGAGACCUCGGAACCGAUGUCCCCAGCGGUGGCGGCGCCGUCGAAGCGGUCUGCGCCGGAGCCUGCUUCAUCUUCUUCAUCACUAUCCUCCUUCUCCUCCUCUCGGUCUCCUUCAGAGAAGGCCUCGCCCAAGAGGAGGAAGAAAGAGACGGAGGCGGCCAUCACAUCGUCUUCACUCCCGCCUUCGGUCUCCUUCACAGAAGGCUCGGUGUCGGAAUCAGUUCAGUCGCAGGCCGGUUCGCAAUUCGUGAACCGAACCGGAAUUCGCUCGAUUGGUCCGGUCGGACAACUGAGCCUCGUCUCCCAUGUCUUCGUGAGUUGAAAGAAGAAUGGCAGUAAGAAAGAUAGUGGAAGAAGCAGUACUGUUACUGUCUCGAAUAGGAAAAAAUGUACGUAAGAGCGGAGGAUUUGUGUUUGUGUGCGGAGGAUAUAAUCAAUAAGAGUAAAUCUAAACGAAAGAUGUGCAAAUCUUAAACUAAUUCGAUUGGAUUGUUUCAUAACA
Messenger RNA from Musa acuminata AAA Group (dessert banana), 939 nucleotides. RefSeq names its product pathogenesis-related genes transcriptional activator PTI5. Gene Ontology annotation, molecular function: DNA binding; DNA-binding transcription factor activity. Lineage: Eukaryota; Viridiplantae; Streptophyta; Magnoliopsida; Zingiberales; Musaceae. The record is from RefSeq and is a predicted model, not a curated record. The coding region runs from base 49 to 759 and encodes 236 amino acids. The transcript has a single exon. Gene Ontology annotation, biological process: regulation of DNA-templated transcription; ethylene-activated signaling pathway.